UCUGUGUACAACAGCCAGCCCAGCUCUGAAAGGGAGCUUCCCUUGUAUUUCCUGCAGAAGCUACUCAUGCUGGAUUAUAAGCUGAGAUACCUGGUCUUCAAAGGGGAUGGAAACACACAAAAUCAACUUCAUCCAAGUGUCUCAGAUAAAGAAAAUGAGGCCUUUAAUCCAUAUGAAGACUUGUUUGAAGGUAGUGAAACUCCCACUAUUCCUAAAGCCACUACUCCUUGGCCCCAUAUUUACCCUAUGGAUAUUCAGAUGGCAAUUUUGCAGUGUGCAGAUGAUCCUGCCAGACAAUAUAUUUUCUCCAAACUUUCCAUAUGCCAGUUUCCACCCCCUUCUCACACCCAACCCCUUCAAUUCUGAAAUUGAAUUCUCUCUCUGGUCUCUCAGGCAAAUUAGAAAAAGCUGGCAGGAAGCAAGUAAAUCACCAAAAUAUGAGAAUAUCAAUUACAAGAAUAAGCAGAUGUGUUGUGUCUCAACCCCCAUUGUGUCCUUUAUUAGAGUUGGAAAUAACUUCUCUUCUUCCAAAUCUCAGAUCAUGAACAGUCUUCUCAGUAAGCAUAAACACGAUGUCUUUUUUCACCUACAUUGCAGAGGGAGCACUAAAGACUGUCUCUUGAUGAAGGGUGUGGUGGAAGUCUCCUGGUUCUGUCCUGGAGGGGAAGAUGAGGACAGAUUUGACAACUGCUUGACCUUCACCAAUCUUUAUGGAGAUGCAAAGGAACAUAAGAAACAACUCAGCUUCCUGCAAGAGGUCUCUUCUCUCAUUGUGGUCUUCGUGUCAUCUUGUGAUUACAAUAAAGAAAAUUGUGAAAUUGUUUGUGACCCGGGUCAGUCACCAAAACCUUUGAUUUGUUUACUUGACAACAAAGAAAAAACCAUGGUCAAUAAUGCUAACCAAAAAGUGAGAAUAGGAAUCAAAAACAGAAAUGAAGCAGAAUUAACACAGGAGCAUGUUGCUACAAUUAAAUUUUUGCUAGAGUUGUCAGACACCAUUCUCAGCUUAGAGGACUGUGCCCCAUAUGCUCACAAGCAGGGAUUCCUUAUUGAUGAAGACCAAUGAGAAUGCAAGGAAACCAAAGAAAAUGCAGAGGUCAUAAUGGCCCUGCUGAAGGAAACAGAUAUCUCAGGUGAAGGAAAAAUUUCUACCCCUUCAGCGACACCUGUGGCAUCUCUGGUGUAAAAAGAACAAAGAACUCUACCACCUGAGAGAAAAGGGGAAUCAGAGCAUUGAGCAACACAAGAGUGAAGUUGACACAGAA
This is a messenger RNA of Phyllostomus discolor (pale spear-nosed bat), 1265 nucleotides long. RefSeq names its product interferon-induced very large GTPase 1-like. Bases 107 to 1066 code for a protein of 319 amino acids. The transcript has a single exon. NCBI's taxonomy places the organism in Eukaryota, Metazoa, Chordata, Mammalia, Chiroptera, Phyllostomidae. The record is from RefSeq and is a predicted model, not a curated record.